Molecule: messenger RNA, 3835 nt
Organism: Lotus japonicus
Lineage: Eukaryota; Viridiplantae; Streptophyta; Magnoliopsida; Fabales; Fabaceae
Product: phytochrome A
Exons: 5
Coding region: 267-3641 (1124 amino acids)
Biological process (GO): regulation of DNA-templated transcription; red, far-red light phototransduction; detection of visible light
Molecular function (GO): photoreceptor activity; phosphorelay sensor kinase activity; protein homodimerization activity
Source: RefSeq, a predicted model, not a curated record
UAUGGCAUGGCGGUCCCUCCUUCAAUCACAGACAGACACAGUUGUGUGUUGCUGAGUGCUGAGGUUGGUGUUGGAGACAAAGGGGGUGAUAAUCGAGAUUCACCUUGUUUUUCCUUCAUGUGAUUGGUGCAGCUCAAGUAGCAGCUAGCAUAGCAGGGUAUGGUGGGCUGCCACACCUGCUUAUUUUAGCCCCCUAGGACCUCUUCCACUUUCUCUCCCUCAUUGCUUUGUGAUCAGGUUUUCCCUUGCAAGUUGGCUGAUCCAAAAUGUCUUCAUCAAGGCCUAGCCAAUCGUCCAACAAUUCAGGGAGAUCAAGACAUAGUGCUAGGGUUAUUGCUCAGACCACUGUAGAUGCAAAAAUCCAUGCCAAUUUUGAGGAGUCUGGUAGUUCCUUCGACUACUCCAGUUCGGUACGUGCCUCCGGUACGGCUGAUGCAGACCAUCAACCAAAGUCCAACAAAGUAACAACAGCUUACCUGCAUCACAUACAGAGAGGCAAGCUGAUCCAGCCUUUUGGUUGCUUGCUGGCCUUAGAUGAGAAAACAUGCAAGGUCAUUGCAUACAGUGAGAAUGCACCUGAAAUGCUCACCAUGGUGAGCCAUGCUGUCCCAAGUGUUGGUGAACACCCUGCCCUUGGCAUUGACACUGACAUAAGAACUAUUUUCACCGCGCCAAGUGCUUCUGCAUUACAGAAGGCGCUGGGAUUUGCCGAGGUUACACUUCUUAACCCCAUCCUUGUUCAUUGCAAGACUUCUGGGAAACCCUUUUAUGCAAUCAUCCAUCGUGUCACGGGUAGUUUGAUAAUUGACUUUGAGCCGGUCAAGCCGUAUGAAGUUCCCAUGACUGCAGCAGGUGCUUUGCAAUCUUACAAGCUUGCUGCCAAAGCAAUUACCCGGUUGCAAUCUUUGCCUAGUGGGAGCAUGGAAAGGCUUUGUGAUACAAUGGUUCAAGAAGUUUUUGAACUCACAGGUUAUGAUAGGGUGAUGGCUUAUAAAUUUCAUGAGGAUGAUCAUGGAGAGGUGAUUGCUGAGAUAACAAAGCCCGGGCUAGAGCCAUAUCUGGGUUUACACUAUCCAGCCACUGAUAUUCCUCAGGCUUCACGCUUUUUAUUUAUGAAGAACAAGGUCCGGAUGAUAGUUGAUUGUCAUGCAAAACAAGUGAAGGUUCUUAUAGAUGAAAAACUCCCAUUUGAUUUGACUUUGUGUGGUUCAACCUUAAGGGCUCCUCACAGUUGCCAUUUGCAAUACAUGGCAAACAUGGAUUCAAUUGCUUCCCUGGUUAUGGCAGUUGUAGUCAAUGACAACGAUGAAGACGGGGAUGGUUCUGAUUCAGUUCAGCCACAGAAGAGAAAAAGACUCUGGGGUUUGGUAGUUUGCCACAACACUUCUCCUAGAUUUGUUCCUUUUCCUCUAAGGUAUGCUUGUGAAUUUCUGGCUCAAGUGUUUGCCAUCCAUGUGAACAAAGAAAUAGAAUUAGAAUGUCAGAUUCUUGAGAAGAAUAUCCUGCGCACCCAGACACUCUUGUGUGAUAUGCUGAUGCGAGAUGCGCCCCUAGGCAUUCUAACACAGAGUCCAAAUUUAAUGGAUCUAGUGAAAUGUGAUGGCGCUGCCCUCUUGUAUAAAAACAAGGUAUGGAUGUUAGGAGUAACACCUAGUGAACUCCAUAUAAGAGACAUAGCUUCAUGGCUGUCUAACUACCACACAGAUUCCACAGGUUUGAGUACAGAUAGCUUGUCUGAUGCAGGGUUCCCAGGGGCCCUUUCUCUUGGGGAUCUUGUGUGUGGAAUGGCAGCUGUUAGAAUAACUCCGAAAGACGUAGUAUUCUGGUUUCGGUCGCACACUGCUGCAGAAAUCCGAUGGGGUGGUGCAAAGCAUGAACCUGGAGAACAGGAUGAUGGUAAGAAGAUGCAUCCAAGAUCAUCAUUCAAGGCUUUCCUUGAAGUUGUGAGGGCAAGGAGCUCACCAUGGAAGGACUAUGAAAUGGAUGCUAUUCAUUCAUUGCAAUUAAUACUGAGGAAUGCAUUCAAAGAUACAGAUAGUAUGGAUAUAAACACAACUGCAAUAGACACAAGAUUAAGUGAUCUGAAAAUUGAAGGGAUGCAGGAACUGGAAGCAGUGACAAGUGAGAUGGUUAGGUUAAUUGAAACUGCAACAGUGCCUAUUUUGGCAGUCGAUAUUGAUGGGCUGGUCAAUGGGUGGAAUAUAAAAAUUGCUGAGUUGACAGGUCUUCCGGUUGGUGAAGCUAUUGGAAAGCAUCUACUCACACUUGUUGAGGAUUGUUCAACUGAUAGAGUAAAGAAGAUGCUUGACUUGGCACUUUCGGGUGAAGAAGAGAAGAACGUCCAAUUCGAGAUCAAAACACACGGGUCUAAGAUGGAAUCUGGUCCUAUUAGUUUGGUAGUUAAUGCUUGUGCAAGCAGGGAUCUUCGAGAAAAUGUUGUGGGGGUUUGUUUUGUGGCCCAAGAUAUUACUGCUCAGAAGACUGUAAUGGACAAAUUCACCCGAAUUGAAGGCGAUUACAAGGCAAUUGUUCAGAACCCCAAUCCACUAAUCCCCCCGAUAUUUGGCACAGAUGAAUUUGGCUGGUGUUGUGAGUGGAAUCCAGCCAUGACAAAGUUAACUGGAUGGAAGCGAGAAGAGGUGAUGGAUAAAAUGCUUUUAGGAGAAGUUUUUGGGACACACAUGGCUGCUUGUCGUCUAAAGAAUCAAGAAGCUUUUGUUAAUUUUGGCAUUGUGCUUAAUAAAGCCAUGACUGGUUCGGAAACGGAGAAGGUCGGCUUCGGUUUCUUUGCUCGGAGUGGCAAGUAUGUAGAAUGCCUUCUUUCUGUGAGUAAGAAAUUGGACGUAGAAGGUCUAGUUACAGGGGUCUUCUGCUUCUUGCAGCUAGCUAGCCCAGAGCUGCAACAAGCAUUACACAUUCAGCGCCUAUCCGAACAAACUGCUCUGAAAAGACUGAAGGCAUUAACUUAUAUGAAAAGGCAGAUCAGGAAUCCAUUGUCUGGGAUUGUAUUUUCACGGAAAACGUUGGAGGGUACUGAUUUGGGAAUAGAACAAAAACGACUUGUCCAUACUAGUGCUCAGUGCCAGCGCCAGCUUAGCAAAAUUCUCGAUGACUCGGAUCUUGACAGCAUCAUGGACGGCUACUUGGAUCUUGAGAUGGCUGAAUUCACUCUCCAAGAUGUACUGAUUACCUCCCUAAGUCAAAUCAUGGCAAGGAGUAGUGCGAGAGGUAUCCGAAUAGUCAAUGAUGUCGCUGAGGAGAUCAUGGUGGAAAUCUUAUAUGGUGAUAGUCUUAGGCUUCAGCAGGUCUUAGCCGACUUUUUACUGAUUUCCAUCAAUUGUACACCAAAUGGAGGUCAGGUUGUUGUUGCAGCCUCUCUAACCAAGGAACAGCUAGGGAAAUCUGUCCAUCUUGCUAAUUUGGAGCUCAGCAUAACACAUGGCGGUAGCGGGGUGCCGGAAGCAUUGCUGAACCAGAUGUUUGGAAAUGAUGGGCUAGAAUCAGAGGAGGGUAUUAGCCUGCUCAUCAGCAGAAAGCUGCUAAAGCUCAUGAGUGGAGAUGUUCGUUAUCUAAGGGAAGCAGGCAAAUCAUCGUUUAUCCUAUCGGUUGAACUUGCUGCAGCACAUAAGUUGAAAGCUUAAAAUUUUGGAAAAUGAAUAAGAUGAUUGAACAACAAUCUGUUUUGUACAUUAAGGAGAGAAUGAAGUAUGAAAGUCUUACGUUUUUCAAGUUUCCUUAACUUCUUGUAAUGUGCAUUGUAGAUAUGUAUCAGUACCCUUCAGAUUCCUUGACAUAUUCUAACUUCUAAGUCAACAAGUUCUUAUUUAUUCAUUCA